Messenger RNA from Penaeus vannamei (Pacific white shrimp), 4910 nucleotides. The record is from RefSeq and is a predicted model, not a curated record. Lineage: Eukaryota; Metazoa; Arthropoda; Malacostraca; Decapoda; Penaeidae.
CCGUCUGUGACUCAGUGUCCGAGAACCUACGGUGCAGGUCGGAUGUGUUGCUCGUGCGCUCCGCUGAUUCCUGCACUGGUCCCUAGCCAUCAUUGGUUCUCUCCCGCGUAGGAAUCGGUCGCCUUUCGUACUUCUUUCUCUUGGACUACGACCUGUUGGAAGCCCAUUCUGUGAUUCUUAUUUAUUCUGAUUUUGGAAAAAAGCAAGACCCCUCUUUUUCUUCCCGAAUGCCUACUACUAUAUUUUCAUGGUUGCAAUCUUGAACGAAGGGGAUUUGUACACUCUGCAGUAGCGUGGCAGUGGAAAGAUUUUUGGAAUAAGGAAAAAUCUCAAGAGAAAAAUAUCUUUGGAAAAAAGGGAAAAAACAAAGUUCCGUUUCAAUGUGAGAAUCGUGGAUGGUAUUGAACAUUCAGAAGAUACUGUGAAAAGAAUUAUAAAUAUCUGCAAUUCUUCUUGAAAGCCAGGAAGAGAUUUAUCAGCGGAAGUAGUGAAGAUAAAUAACCCGAAGAUGGCGAGCUUAGUGGAACGGGUCAUGGACGGAUACCAUGAUCUCUUCACCAACCAGCGGGACCCCCGCGUGGACGGCUGGCUGUUCAUGGACUCCCCGUGGCCGACGUUCUUCAUCUGCGUGAGCUACGUGGUGAUCGUGAAGGUCCUGGGUCCGUAUUACAUGAAGGACCGGCCGCCGUUCCAGCUGCGCAACAUCCUCGUCGCCUACAACGCCUUCCAGGUCUUGUUCUCCUCCUGGAUCUUCUACGAGUUUGGUAUGGGCGGAUGGUUCCGUGGUUACUCCUACCGUUGCCAGCCUGUCGACUACUCAGAAAAUCCCAUUGCUAUCAGGAUGGCUCAUGCAUCGUGGUGGUAUUACUUCUCAAAGUUCACCGAGUUCUUUGACACGUUUUUCUUCGUCCUUCAUAAGAAGUUUGAACAUGUGUCAACCCUUCACGUAAUUCACCAUGGCUGCAUGCCCAUGAGUGUAUGGUUUGGCGUCAAGUUUACUCCAGGUGGCCACAGCACUUUCUUCGGUCUGAUCAACACCUUUGUCCACAUUGUCAUGUAUACCUACUACAUGCUGGCUGCUAUGGGACCUCGCUACAGAAGAUUCAUCUGGUGGAAGAAAUACCUGACAAACUUCCAGAUGAUUCAGUUCAUCAUGAUCUUCACCCACGCUUUCCAGCUUUGCUUCACCGAGUGCAAAUACCCCCGCGUCUUCAUCUGGUGGAUUGGAGGCCAUGCUGUCAUGUUCUUCUUCCUUUUCUCGGAUUUCUACGUUAAGGCUUACUUUAAAGGACAGCAGAGUGUAAAGGCCCUUGCCAAUGGAAAGACACGACUCAACGGAUACACCAAUGGCUACCUCAGUAAUGGCUUCUCAAAUGGCCACGUUAAUGGAUACACGAAAGUCAUGGCUAAUGGCAAAUCCAAUGGCCAUGCCAAUGGACAUGCUAAUGGACAUGCCAAUGGACAUGCCAAUGGCCAUGCUAAUGGCCAUGCUAAUGGACAUGCCAAUGGACAUGCCAAUGGACACGCCAACGGCUUUGCCAAUGGGCAUGUGGCCAAGGGCGAAGACUCCACCUCCUUCCAGACAAGAGCACGUCGGUUGGUGUGCAUGAACCCUGAAGCGCUGCUAGAAUGAGCCAAGCCCCACCCACUACCUCACACCUGAAGGCCAGCCCCAGAAGCAGCAUCUUUACUAUUGAAUGAACCCAUUCAUUGUCGCAAUCACUUGGCACAGGGCCAAAUAACAGCAAUGCGGUUGCCUUGGCUUUUCCCCUCCCCCAGCCCCCUUCUUCCCCUGCUCCUGUGCUUUGGGGAGCCUCAUGCACAAAUAGCAAUUCCAAGUCCAAAAGACAAUAUAAAUGUCACAGUUGAAUAGCCAGAUGAUUGCCAGUGUGUAAGUCCUUGUUUUCCAGUUCGGUUUAAAUUUUGUAUUUUAGUGUUAAAUUUUUUAUUUUGUAUAUUUUGUUCUUUUUUUCUCUCAUUAAGAUGCUCAAAGCAAUAACAUUUACUUGAUAGAACCUGUGUUUUUUCUAGUUAACAGUUUUAUCAACAUUCAUUCUGAUAAGAUAUUUAUUUUGAAAUGUCUUUCAAGACUUUGGUAAGCAUUUAAGCAUGGAGAUGUCUGAAGAGGCUAACUGAAUGUUGCAUAGAGGUGAAAUGAUAGCCCAAGAAAAUCAUAUGCAAAAUUUGGGAUUAACCUCCCCAGUGAAACUUUAAGGUGCUUCAGAGAAUUUGGUGGUGUCAAAAAGUUAUCUAAAACCAAAUAAGUUGAUACUAAUGAAGUAGAAAAUUGCCUCUUGAAAUGGGAGUAAACAAAAUUCUAUAUAGGCUAUAAGGAUUUAAGAAUAAUGUUACUAAGCUGGAUUUUUUUAAGUUCACAUCAAACUUGUGUCUUGAAACUCUGCUGUAGAUGUGUGAAGUCUCUCUAUGUAUUACAUAAAAUGGCAAACAAAACUUUUCAUUUUGUGGACUCGGAUGAUUUUUGUUAAUUGGAAGAAACUUCACUCUUCACAUGUUCUGUAACAUUAAAAAUGGUCAGGCAAAAUGAUCCAAAGCAUAUAUUGUGUAAACUAGUUGUCUUGCUGUUGUUUUGUUAGAUAAGGAAAAUUAUCUUGUAAAGAAAAUAAAACUAAUGUUGAAAAUAGAUUGUGACUAAUUUUUAAAAAUUUACAAUCAGUUACUCAUAUCAGUACAGCAUACCCCUAAUUGUUGAUGCACUACAGAUUGGAGUGAACUGGACAGAGCACAACUGUAGGCAUUGAUUCUAAUGUCCAUCACUCUCUAUUGGUGCCUUUUUCAUUGUUUAUUGAAGGUCAUAUACUUGACCUCUCCAACAACCAUAGCAAUCCCUGCCAUAUUAAUUUAGGAAAUGGGUAAGGAGGUAGUGUGUUAAUUGUGCAACUUAUUUUUGUACACUGUAUGGACAUGAAGUCCAGGAGAAAUGUGAUAAUAGCAGUGAAUCCAACAUGAAGGUGAAUUUUAAGCUCUUGUCCAUUCACUUGUUUCAUCAUAUGUUGACUUUGUGAGCUUUGCCAUGAGGUCAAAAUAACAGCAACUGCUCUAUAUAUUGAACUUUUUCUCUUGAAGAUAAUGGACACUUGAUUGUCUUCAGUGAUGAAAAGUUAAUCCCAUGAAUACCUUUGGAAAUUUGAUAAUGGCAAUUGACUUCGAUAACAAUCACUGCUGUAAAUCUUUGGGCUUUUUUUUUCUUUUAAUUUUUAUUUUCUCUUUCUUUUUGCUAAAUCAUACAAUUUUCUACAUCAAAUAUUACAGUAGUAAAAGUAAAAGUUUGAAAUUUUCAAGGGUACACAGUGUAUGAAGAAACAAAUAGUAUUGUCUGAAUGUAACCAUACAGAUUAGGCAAGACUUAAGAUGAGGAACCAGGAUAUCAUUGUUCAGCAUAGCAGAUAAUAGUGUGAAUUGUGUGCCUUAGAGCAAUUAAAGAAGGGCCUUGACCUGUAUCAGCAGAGGAGUAGAAUUUGGAAAUGAGCACUGCCUAAGUUUUACUUUUACCUUUAUUUCGUCUUUCUAAAUUAGUACUAGGAACAUUUUAUGUAGAGACGUUUUUUUCUCUCUCUUUUUGAGAACAUUUAAAGAGGCCCCUAUUAAUAGAGGUGAUGUGGGUUAUUGCAGUUGUAAAUUUUAUGUAGUGGCACACAAUUUGAUGUUUGUUCAUAGGUAUUCUCAUCAAGGCCAGAGACCCAAGCUGACCUGCUUGUAUUCAGGAACUUUUGUCUCUUGACUUGAGAGAGGUGACAAAUUCUCCAAAUAGUAAUAAAUGUCAUGUUAACAAAUCACAUCACAUCAAAGGAAGCUAACAUUCUUACCCAGUGAGCAAGGCAGAAGCAAGUCAGGAUCUGUUCUUUUCAAGCCUUUUAAUACAUUUUUUUGUUUUGGAAAACUUUCAGGUCAGCAUGGAACUGUAAAUCGAGAUUGGUAUUUCAUGAUAUUUACUUUUUAUUUUUCCUUUAUUCUAUUUUUUAAAAUAAUUUUUAAAAAUCAAAGAACAACUGCCGUUUUCAAGAAGUUGAUGUUGUUAGAGUUUAUUAGAUAAUUUGUUUUGGGCCUCUGUGCAUAAGAACACAUGCUCCGCCUUCUUGCCUGACUGUGCUGUUCUUGCCCUUUCAAUGCAUAUAUCAAGGAGGACUCGUUCCUUGUGAGUCAGCGUGUGGAAUUAGGUGAAUGUUAUUUUUGUUCCAGUUUUUGUUUUCGAAAAAUAUAUCUCUUGAGACUUCACUAUUUAUUUCAGGACACUGAAAGGUAAAAAAAUCUUAAAAUAUUAAAAAAAAAAUAAUAAUAAUAAAAAAAAAUCCUUAAAAAAAAGCAUGUUGGCUCAGAAUUAAUCCUUUGACCCAGAAAACAUUGAGGUUGUAGCACUAAAUUCCAAGUAAAAUGGUUGUUGCAGACCAAUCUAAAGGCCUUGAGAAUUCCACAAUUAUUUUCCAUUAAAAUUCUUGUCUGAAUCAGCGUGCUGCAGAAAUUCUCUUGUUGUCUGUGAUUAUAAUGUUUUCAGCUCUUUUUUUUUCCCUGUAAUUUGUUUUUUCUUUUUUUCUUUGAUGAUUUACAGCCCUUUCUUUCUAUUUCUGUUCUGUUAUUCCAAUUCUGUACAUUCUGUUGCUGCCAUUUUGUAUGCGUUCAUGUGUAUGUGUGUGUGUGAUUUGCAUGUAAGGGGAAUCAAGCAGUUCACUCAAGGUGCAAGAAGACCAAAGUUUGUCUCGUCAUUACAGUUGGUUGGAGGAGGAAUUAAGAGCCUGGAGUUUCUGAAGUUCAGUUGCCAAUUCCGUUGCUUUACUUAGACUAUUUUAGGCUUCCUUAAACUUCGCUAACUGACAGGCAUAUGUGUUGUUAAGUGCAGAUGUGAAUGUUUUGCAAUGAGAAUUUGUAUAUGUAAAACAUAUUCAUUUUUUGUAAAA